Molecule: messenger RNA, 2235 nt
Organism: Andrographis paniculata
Lineage: Eukaryota; Viridiplantae; Streptophyta; Magnoliopsida; Lamiales; Acanthaceae
Product: pathogenesis-related thaumatin-like protein 3.5
Exons: 6
Coding region: 934-1881 (315 amino acids)
Biological process (GO): defense response
Cellular component (GO): extracellular region
Source: RefSeq, a predicted model, not a curated record
GUAGACUGCCGAGGCAGGUGGAGCUUCAACUAAUUCUAUGGCCUUUUCAGGGCACUGGAGAUCAGGACCCCGGAAAGUUUCAGGCAUAGAAACUUUGGUCAUUCUUGACGAGGAGAAGGCAGGAGCAAGACAAUGCAGAUGAGUAAGGAGAAGAGACUCAAGAAUGUUAGGUGCCAUGGAUGAUGACAGGAGGACUAAAAAUCACUUGUCCUGAUUGAAAAAUACACAGGCCAUUCGAAUCCUUAUCGUCGCCACCGCCUCGGGUCCCUUAUUGCAUCAGCUAAGUUAAUUAUCCUACUGAAAUAUCAAGAAUGCUAUAAUUAUACGCUUGUUCUUUUUAGCUGAUAUGAUGAUAUCCUGUUGCAAAAUUGUUGGCUGUCCACAAAUUUCUUCAAUGCUGUAGACACCAUGAAACUAGUUCCAGUGUGGAAAAUCCUUAAAAGCUUCGAUGUUUAUUUCUUUUGAUUCUGACUUAACCAUAAUUGCAGGGCCCUCUUUAAUCAUCGCCCUGUUUGGAAACUCCAAUGAAAAUUAAGGGAUAAAUUCAAUCAAAAUAAGAUAGAAAAUAUCAACAAAUACAGAGAAAUGCUCGUCUAUAAAAGUCGUGUUUCAUGGGACCCCAAAAGCGUAAAUUUGAAGGAACCUGAAUUUCUGAGAACCGAUGCUACACAAAGGUCAGAGCCAUGCCGUUCGUGGGCCCCACAGGAACAGAAUAUGCAAGCUUUACAGCACCCUGCUUACUCGCCUUCUAUCUAUUUAUGUGAAUCUCCCAUCCUCCUUGUAUAUAUAUAUAUAUAUACACAUAUACACACAUAGACGUGUGUAUCUACCAUCCUCCUUCCUCCUGCAUUCACCACCGCCUUCCGCUUACGUCUGAAGGAAGGCUUUAGUUCUCCUGUUGCUGCCUUGUGCUUCCAUCUCUAUACAGGCGUAAUGGUGAAUCUAUGCAGUAUUCUCUUCCUAAUUCUCGGCAAUUCGUUUAUUGCAGGAGUUUAUUCGUCGGCGACAUUUACGGUUGUCAACAAGUGCGAGUUCACAGUUUGGCCUGGCAUUUCGUCCAACGCUGGAAUCGCACCGCUUCCGACGACUGGAUUUUCUCUACAGAGUGGGGAAACUAAAAUCAUCAAUGCGCCGUCGUCUUGGGGAGGACGUUUUUGGGGGAGGACUCACUGCAGCGAGGAUUCAUCGGGGAAGUUCUCCUGCGUAACUGGCGAUUGUGGCUCCGGCAAGCUAGAGUGCGCCGGAGGCGGUGCUGCGCCGCCGGCAACGCUCGCAGAGUUCACUCUCAACGGUGAUGCUGGUAAGGACUUCUACGACGUCAGCCUCGUCGACGGUUACAAUCUGCCGAUGCUGAUUGUUCCCAAGGGCGGCUCCGGCGUCAAUUGUACGAACACCGGAUGCAUAACCGACUUAUUGAACAGCGGCUGUCCUUCGGAUCUGCGCGUGACGAGCAACACCGGCCAAGGCAUCGCGUGUAGGAGCGCGUGCGACGCGCUGCAGAAGGACCAGUACUGCUGUCGCGGAGCGUAUGGCACACCGGACGCCUGCAAACCGACGCAGUACUCGCAGGCGUUCAAGAGCGCGUGUCCACACGCGUAUAGCUACGCGUACGACGACAGCACCAGCACCUUCACUUGCACUGGGGCCGACUACACCAUAACGUUCUGCCCCUCGCCCAACACGAGUCAGAAAUCAUCAUCUGGCGGAGGAGCUUCAGAAUCGGACGGCAAUGGCGGCAGCUCACCUCUUCCUUUAGACGGCAACAUGGUAUACGAAGGCGCGUUGGAGGCAAGCGCCGCAUCAUCCACGUGCGGGCACGUGGUGGGCGUUCUUGCCGUCGGCGUUGCGGCCUCAGUAUGGCGGUUGUGUCAUUUGCUUUGACAAUUUUGGAAAGGUAGAGACGGUGGGCCCCCACGUAUCUUGUCGGGCUCUAAGUGGGCUUCGUCACGUGUGGGCCACUUUCGGGCCCACGUGGCAGAAGCCCAUAUGCAGGAAAGGGUAAGGGAUAUUACGACGAAAAUUAAAGUAGUGGUUUGGUCCUUGAAAAGAUUAGAAAUGUGAUUGGGGAAUACUAUUAUCAUAUUGGCAAGAGGUUUAAUUGAUUAAAAUUGGGGGAGAUGGAGACUCAUUAGGUAGGUAGGGUUAGGAAUAUAAUAAUAAUAAUAAUAAUAAUAAUUUGAAAUUAUAAUUGUUGUUGGUGUCAAGGGAUUAUUUUACAUUUAUGCCCUUCUGUUA